Amaranthus tricolor (Joseph's coat) is the source of this 1998-nucleotide messenger RNA. Its product is annotated as NADH-ubiquinone oxidoreductase chain 6. NCBI's taxonomy places the organism in Eukaryota, Viridiplantae, Streptophyta, Magnoliopsida, Caryophyllales, Amaranthaceae. Bases 872 to 1489 code for a protein of 205 amino acids. Gene Ontology annotation, molecular function: NADH dehydrogenase (ubiquinone) activity. The transcript has a single exon. The record is from RefSeq and is a predicted model, not a curated record.
AUAGAAUGGCUCCGCCGACUCAAAACUAAGAAGGGAUGCCUCCUACUACUAAAAGACAAAGUCCGGUUUUUGCAAGAGUUACAUUCUUCUAUGGUAGACUUUGAAAGUAUAAAGAAGAUUAGAUCAGUCCACUACUGCUGGAAAAUGAAGAGGAAUUUCAAUCACAUCUUAAGAGAUUAUGAGGGUGUACCUCACAUCGUGAACUUAUCCAUAAGGAGCGGAAGAUUAAUAAGUCAUGAAAUUCUAUUAAAAUAUGAUUUUUAUGAGGAGUUCUAUCCUCAUAUACUAAGGAGUAUGAAGGAGUUAUUCUUAAGGAAGAAGAGAAUGAAGAGAAGAAUCAAAAGGAUAGAACUACCUACUCAUUAUUCGGAGGUCAAUUAUAGAACACUAAAAGCUGUGGUAUCUUAUGGACCUAACAUAGAUCACAUCCCUCACGACAUAAGAUUGAAAGAUCCAAACCUACCUUAAGCUUCGCUUAAGCUACUACAUAACCUUACCCUAACGAGUAAGCAAAUAGGAAUUACCUGACUCUUUUGAGUCAGUAAGUAAACUACCUUUAUUAUUGUAAUAAGGUACUUCAUACCUCGGGAAACAUGGCCCAAUUUCUCUUCUUUCUUUUUGAUUUCGGGUUUCUUUAUUGCCCAGAACGCUAAAAGGUGGUCCAGAAGCUAGCCGAACCCGGGCGCAUAAGAAAUUCUCGGCGUCGAGAGAUCGUAAGUAACUCAGUGAAUGCUCUCCAAGAAGGGCUUGGUUUGGAAGAAGGAAAUGAAAUAUGAACAACCGCGCUGGUCGUAUGUAAUAGAUCGACUUUCCUGCUAGUUCUUACUCCAAAGCAGCAUGAAAGUUCCAUUUCAGUGAAGGACUACGUAUCAUGAUACUUUCUGUUUUGUCUAGCCUGGCUUUGGUCUCUGGUUUGAUGGUUGUACGUGCUAAAAAUCCGGUACAUUCCGUUUUGUUUUCCAUCCCAGUCUUUCGCAACACUUCAGGUUUACUUCUUUUGUUAGGUCUCGAUUUUUCCGCUAUGAUCUUCCCAGUAGUUUAUAUAGGAGCUAUAGCCGUUUCAUUCCUAUUCGUUGUUAUGAUGUUCCAUAUUCAAAUAGCGGAGAUUCACGAGGAAGUCUUGCGCUAUUUACCAGUGAGUGGUAUUAUUGGACUGAUCUUUUGGUGGGAAAUCUUCUUCAUUUUAGAUAAUGAAACCAUUCCAUUACUACCAACCCAAAGCAAUACGACCUCUCUGAGAUAUACGGUUUAUGCCGGAAAGGUACGAAGUUGGACUAAUUUGGAAACAUUGGGCAAUUUACUUUAUACUUACUAUUUUGUCUGGUUUUUGGUUUCUAGUCUUAUUUUAUUAGUAGCCAUGAUUGGGGCUAUAGUACUGACUAUGCAUAGGACUACUAAGGUGAAAAGACAGGAUGUAUUCCGACGAAAUGCUAUUGAUUCUAGAAGGACUAUAAUGAAGAGGACGACAGACCCACUCACGAUCUACUAAAGGUAGUUUACUUACUUAAUCUUUAGAGUGAGGGAAUAAAAUAGAAAAAGAAGAAAAAACAUAAAAAAAAGAAAAGAAUGAAAAAGCAUUUAGGAGUAGUAGAAUGAUCCCCUUGCCUACAAGCAAUCAAUUGAUUCGUCAUCGUAGAGACGAAAAAAGGCGCACGGACCGUACGCGAGCUUCGGACCAAUGCCCCCAGAAGCAAGGAGUACGCCCGCGUGUUUCAACGAGAACACCUAAAAAACCUAAUUCAGCUCUACGUAAGAUAGCCAAAGUACAGUUGAGCAAUCGACAUGAUAUAUUUGCUCACAUUCCAGGCGAAGGUCAUAAUUUGCAGGAACAUUCUAUGGUCUUAAUAAGAGGAGGUAGAGUGAAAGAUUCGCCAGGUGUGAAAUCCCAUUGUAUUCGAGGAGUCAAGGAUUUGCUGGGAAUUCCGGAUCGAAGAAGAGGCAGAUCCAAAUAUGGUGCAGAAAAAGCCAAAUCGGUAUGAAUGGAAGAUGCCCCUUCAA